Messenger RNA from Phanerochaete carnosa HHB-10118-sp, 954 nucleotides. RefSeq lists its product as uncharacterized. The record is from RefSeq and is a predicted model, not a curated record. The transcript is spliced from 5 exons. NCBI's taxonomy places the organism in Eukaryota, Fungi, Basidiomycota, Agaricomycetes, Polyporales, Phanerochaetaceae. Gene Ontology annotation, molecular function: serine-type endopeptidase activity. Gene Ontology annotation, cellular component: membrane. Bases 1 to 954 code for a protein of 317 amino acids.
AUGAGCUUGUACGCCAGCAUCCUCACGGGUCACUUCCGCCGUGCAUUCGUGAACCCACGAAUAUGCUACACAGCUCCUAGAGGCCUCUCAGGCCUUGGCCUUACUCUGAAGCAGGCGCAUGCCUGGCGACAGCCACUACUUGGCGCACCACGGCCCUUUACCACUUCGCCGUCCGAAGCCUCAAGACCGCGGCAAUCUAUCGUGCAGUUUGCGCUGAGCAAAGCAUGGGGGGCGACGCAUAGGAGCAGAAUAGCGCUCUCAGGUCGUGCGCAGAGCUCCUGGAGCCCACCACCGCCACAAGGGCCGUGGCAGCGGUUCAUCCGAUGGCUGGACUCCAUCCCGUCGAAUACCAUAUUCUGGGGCGUGCUGGGCAUUAACGGUGCAGUGUUUUGUGCAUGGCAACUCGGUGCGGCAUUAUACCAAAGUAGCGGCAAUGCUAGCCUUUACAUUGCGCUGCGGAAAAACUUCACUGUCAGCAUGCAGAAUCUCAUGUCUGGACGAGUAUGGACUCUCCUGACAGCUAGCUUCUCGCACGAAGGCAUGAUGCACAUCUUCACCAACGCAUUUACCUUCUACUUCAUGGCACCGCCUGUCCUUCAAUUUCUUGGGACCUCUGGCUUUUUAGCCCUGUACCUUGGGGGUGGCAUCUUCUGUAGUGUGGUCAGCCUGUGGUGGAAUAACUCUGUCAAGAACAGACCGACGUACUCCUCGUAUGGUGCUAGUGGCGCAGUGUACGCUGUCAUCUCGUUCUUCGCAUGUGUUGCCCCAACGACUCGAUUUGCACUGUUUGGCGUACUACCGAUACCCGCCUGGCUCUUCGUCACUGGAGUCUUCCUUAUGGAUGGAUAUGAGUCAUUGAAAGACUCGCAUACCAGAGUCGACAACGCAGGUCACAUAGGCGGGAUACUCGCUGGUAUUGGUUACUUCCUGGGCAAGCGGUUCCGCAUAUUCUAA